Messenger RNA from Anthostomella pinea, 369 nucleotides. The record is from the annotation of a GenBank genome assembly. NCBI's taxonomy places the organism in Eukaryota, Fungi, Ascomycota, Sordariomycetes, Xylariales, Xylariaceae.
AUGCAGUUCCCACCCACCCUCCUCCUAGCCCUAACCGCCGUCCUAGUCCCCACAGCCCUCGCCGCCGCCGCCGACUGGUCCGCAACGCAGUACUACAACGAAAACUGCAGCGACGACAGCCAGGCCGGCGACGCCCUGACGUCGCCGAGCGGCAACCUGGUCAUCGACAUCGAGGGCGGCGUGCAGGCCGUCAAGCUGGCGCGCCCCUCGGACGGCGACAUGUGGCUGGCCUACACGGGCCACAAGGACGGCAGCGACGUCUGCCAAGGGAUCGAGGUGGGCCUGUGGCCCGACAAUGGAUGCCAGUCGGUCGCCGGCGAUUGGGCAAUGGUGGUGUGCAUACAGGCGGCGCCGAAGGGCAGCAGCUAG